This is a messenger RNA of Candida albicans SC5314, 927 nucleotides long. RefSeq lists its product as uncharacterized. The transcript has a single exon. The record is from RefSeq and is a predicted model, not a curated record. NCBI's taxonomy places the organism in Eukaryota, Fungi, Ascomycota, Pichiomycetes, Serinales, Debaryomycetaceae. Gene Ontology annotation, molecular function: zinc ion binding. Gene Ontology annotation, cellular component: cytoplasm. Bases 1 to 927 code for a protein of 308 amino acids.
AUGUCAUCAGGGGUAACCAAUUUAUUUAUUGAUAAAUCUCAACGACCAAAUCAAGAUGAACAAGGAUUAAUAGAUAUUGGUAAAAAUUGUCAAUAUUGUAAUCAAUUAGAUUUUUUACCAUUUAUAUGUGAAUUUUGUAAAAAAACAUUUUGUUCACAACAUCGAACCAUUGAACAACAUCAAUGUAUUGCCAAAAAUAAAUUUUUCAAUCAACAUAAAUCAAGAUCAUCUAGUCCUGAUGAAUCAGAUAAUGGUGGUGGUGGUGGUACUAUUAUUUCUUCGAAAAGUUUAUUUCCGGAUCGAAAUGCUGAUAAACGGAAAUUAGAAGCAAAAUUGAAUUCUAUCAAUCCAAUAAGACCAACAACAAUUAAAGAAACUCAAUUUAGAGUUGGAGAUGUAUCUAUUAGUGGAUCUUCCAAUGCAUUUAAGAAAUUUCAAAAAUUUCUAACCAACCAAAAGAAGAACAAGAAGAGUGGUACUACCAAUGGGGGUAAUUCAAUUACAUCAAAAUUAUUUGGUGGUAAAUCAAGUAAGACCAGUAGUAAUAAUAAAUUCAUUGAUAUUGCUAAUUUGAAAAAGAAUGCUAAAGGUGAUAAUAAAAUCAUUAUGAAUGAUAGAAUCUAUAUUUGGUGUAUAUAUGUGGAAAAUCCUGAUUUACAAAUAUCUAUUGAUAAAGAUAAAAAACCGGUAUUUAUAUCGAAAAAUUGGGUUGUCGGAAGAUCACUUGAUUCAGUUGCUGAUAAUUUACAUAUUCAAAAUAAAAAUAAUGUUACUAAUGAAUCACUGGAGAAAUUAAAUAUUUUUAAAUUGGAAGAUAAUAAUGGUAGUAGUGGUGUUGAUGGAGAACCAAAAUUAAUAUCAACAUCUUUAAAAUCAACUGUUUUUAAAACUGGUGAUACAAUAUAUUUAGUUAGAGGAACAAUAUAA